This is a messenger RNA of Drepanopeziza brunnea f. sp. 'multigermtubi' MB_m1, 2925 nucleotides long. RefSeq lists its product as uncharacterized. Gene Ontology annotation, molecular function: protein binding; protein kinase activity; ATP binding. The record is from RefSeq and is a predicted model, not a curated record. Lineage: Eukaryota; Fungi; Ascomycota; Leotiomycetes; Helotiales; Drepanopezizaceae. Gene Ontology annotation, biological process: signal transduction; protein phosphorylation.
AUGGCGAUGCUAGCUUCGAAAUCGCCUUUCCAAACGAAUCUGGGAUCGAACUCCUCGAACCUCUCUUCAUCCCCAUCUCAGUCAAAUAUGCAGUCCAUCCGCCGGGCACCUGCCAUUGUGACCUCGAACCAGUCCUUCGGCAGCCCGACAGCGUCGGAAUUUUCUGACGCCGAGUCGCCAGAGUCAGCAAAGAACUGGAACGAGGACAGAGUGUGUGACUGGCUGGUCAGUGUGAACUGUGGAGAGUACGUGAAGAUAUUCCGGAAGAACAACAUCAAUGGAGAGAAUCUACUGGAGAUGGACAAGGCGGUGCUGCAGGAGAUGGGCAUUGACAAGAUCGGGGAUCGAGUGAGACUAUUCCUCAACAUCAAGAAAUUGAGGACCAAGGCCUACGCCAACCAGAAGAAGAGGAAUAGAGACUCCUUCGCUGGCCUCGAACACUAUACACCUCCCGCUACUGGCUCACCGAGACCACACAACGCUGCCACGAGAGCGGUUCCUACAGCACCUUCCAACAAGCGAUACUCGAGACAAUUUGAGGGCUUCGUUCCUGGCUUCACUCCAGCUGCCGCCAUUCGUGAGAAUGCCAGCAGACCACAAUCGCGACCGAGCUCCCCGCUCACUACUGGGUCUGAGGCACGGGUUGCCCGACAGCCCAGAUAUGGCUAUGGUGUCCUAAGUCCUGCGGAGAUAUCAAGAAGGGAGAGCGUCCAGGGCUUUCACAACGGGUCAAGCAACCCGUCAAGCGCAGUAUCGACCAGUGGCAGGCGCCCAAUUACACCUGGAGACGCGCAACCGCAAACUGCUCGUUUGCUCAACAACAACAAUAACAACAGCAGCAGCAGCAGCAGCAGCAACAACAGCAACGUCGCCCAUAUGCGAAGCAAUUCAAGCAUCGAUGGCUCAAUGAUGACUCAAUUACCGCAAAACCAAGACAUCAUCCGAGUCAUCUCGACAGGUGGAUUGACAAAGGUCGUGCGGAUUCUGGAUUGCCAGUCUUGUGAGGAGGUGAUGAGACUGACGCUGAGGAAGUUUGGGUACCGGGAAGAUCACGACAGGAAUUACUGCUUCUACGUAUUGGCUGGGGUUGACCCCGACCCGAGCCAAUGUCGACGGAUCACCGAGGCCGAGCUCUGGCGAAUCAUCAAGGACCAGAAGAGACCGGAGCGAAAUCGUCUGAUUCUUCGGAAGAUACACCAGGGCGAGCCGGGCGAGGCCGAACUACAACGGGCAGCAAGUAUCGCUGUUGAAGAAGCCGCUGCCAACCGAAACCGCGUGCCCGAGACUGUGGACCGGCGAAGUCAGGUGAAGGUUCAGCAAGUUCUGGGGGAGAGCCUCAACGACGGACCACAGCAUCCACUGUCGCCUGCCUCUUUCCAAUCCGGGAACUCGGCCGUCUCUGCAGGUGAACGUGAACGUAAUGUUCAUAAUACGGCCAACGCUCUAGAACGGCCCCCGUCCAUGGAGCAACCAACAGGCACCUCAAGAUCUCGACCCCCUGGGAAGAAGGGCGUGCUGCGACAAUUCUUUGGCCAGAGACCUCCCAGCGAGUUGAUCACGUCAGAUCUGACAACGUACUUCCCGGACCAUCCUCGAGAGGAAAUUGACCGUACUGCCCGGCUCUCGCUACGGCGAUCGACACGCUUGAGCAAGGUCAACAGCCGUCUAAGCGUCGCAAGCAACCUCAGCUAUACGUCAAGCAUUGCUGACGCACCUCCCAUGCCGACAAUCGCCGAUACCUGGCUGAGUGGGGGCAGCCAGCUCGCCAAGGUCAAACCGCUGGAUCUUGGCAGACUCAACAACCGAUACCGAGAUUCGGUUGCAUCGUCGAUGCUUGAGCGUGUGCAAGAGGAACAAUCGCCUUCCGAGCCCAACAGAAAGUCAUACGUCUCUUUCCGAGACAGUGGAUCGGACAGCUCGAAUGUGAAUAUCACGGAUCCCGAUGGCAACAUCGUCCAGAGUAGUUUCUUCGAGGAUGGCAGCACCGAAGCCAGUGGCUCUCUCAGGGAUAUCAGCCAAGCCUUGGACGAAGACGGAGAGGACGAGGAUGAAGAACUGCAAAGUUUCCUUGCCGGUGACUCAUGGGAUGAUAGCAAGUGGAUGAAGGGUGCGCUCAUCGGGCAGGGCUCAUUCGGUAGUGUCUACCUGGCUCUCCACGCUGUCACGGGAGAACUUCUGGCCGUCAAGCAAGUCGAAGCUCCAUCCCCUGCUUCAAACAGCCAGAAUGACGCACGGAAGAAGAGCAUGAUCGAUGCUCUGAAACGCGAGAUUAGUCUUCUGAGAGAUCUUCAACACCCUAACAUAGUCCAAUAUCUCGGAGCCAGCUCGUCAGCUGAACACUUGAACAUCUUCCUCGAAUACGUUCCCGGUGGAUCGGUGCAGUCCAUGUUAAACUCAUACGGAGCACUGCGGGAGCCUCUCAUUCGCAAUUUCGUGCGACAGAUCGUUACUGGUCUUGCCUACCUGCACGGCCGUGAGAUCAUCCACCGUGACAUCAAGGGAGCCAAUAUUCUCGUCGAUAACAAGGGGGGCAUCAAGAUCUCCGAUUUCGGUAUCUCGAAGAAGAUCGAAGCCUCUAACCUCCUCGGCGGAGCUGGCAACAACAAGAACCGACCUUCACUUCAAGGCUCAGUCUUCUGGAUGGCGCCUGAGGUCGUGAAACAGACAUCGUAUACUCGCAAGGCCGAUAUCUGGUCUCUCGGCUGCCUGAUUGUCGAGAUGAUGACCGGCAAUCAUCCCUUCCCUGACUGCUCCCAGCUUCAAGCCAUCUUCAAGAUUGGCGGUGCUAAGAACAGUCCAACCAUUCCCGAUCAUGCUAGCGAAGAGGCUAUCGUGUUUUUGAAGUCGGCUUUCGAGGUGGACCACACCAAGCGACCCAGCGCCGAAGAGCUUCUCUUCAGUCCCUUCCUCAACUCCAUGACAUGA